CGGCCGCGAGCCUCAAAGCAGGGCGCCGGGGAGGAAGUGGGCGCAGAGCCCGCACCAUGGCGGAGCAGGAGCAGGAGCAGCUGCAGCGAUGCAUCCCAUCGGGGAGGGAGGCCCUGCGCCAGCACCACUGCAACCUCCAACGGGUGGCCGAGUACUGCGAGAGCAGCUACCUGCAGGCGAGCGACCAGCGGCAGGCGCUGGAGGAGACGAUGGCCCUGAGCGUGCAGUCCCUGGCCAGCGUCAGCUACCAGGUGAGCAGCUUGGCCAGCGCUUUCCUGCGGCUGCUGGACCUGCGGGCGGCCGAGCUGCGCAAGGUGGAGGCCGACAUCAGCUGCAUGGCCCAGCGCGUUGAGCUGCACAAGGAGAAGGUUUCCCGCCGGGAGAUCGGCUCUUUGACCGUCAGCAAGAGGUUCCCGUCGUGCCAGAAGGUCGUGGCCCCCCCCAGCCCCCCCUGCCUGGAGCCCUACUGCAGGAAACCCCUCAACUUCAGCGUCCUGGACGACAUCGGCCACGGCGUGAAGGACCGCAGCACCCAGCUCUCCCGCACCGGAACCCUGGCUCGCAAGGGGACCAGGUCAUCGGCGCAGGCUGCGGGCACCCUGGGGAGGAGCGGCCGCGUCCCCGAGCCCGUCCGGCCACCGGUGGUUCCCGAGGGCAAGAUCUCCAUGGCCCCCUCCUCGCUCAUCUCCAUCAGCUCCAGCGGGACCCCCGGUGAAGGCAUCACCCCCCCCCCGCCACCACCACCGCUGCCACCGUCGCUGCCAGGACCGUGCCCCGUGCCCGCCGCUGCCAUCCCAGCACCAGCACCGCUCCCCGGGCACCCGGAGCUGCUCCCGCUGGAGAUCCUGCCCCAAGCCCCCGAUGACCUCGAGCUGCCGCUGCCGUCACCUCCAGCUCUGCCUGACUUUGAGGACGUGGCCCCACUGCCAGCCCCCCCUGCAGAGGACCCCCCCUGGGCCCCGCAGAGCUACAUGGAAAAAGUGGUGGCCCUGUACCCCUACACGCAGCAGCAGGACAACGAGCUCUCCUUCCAGCCCGGUGCCCUCCUCUUCGUCACCCGGCGCCACUCGGACGGCUGGUGCGAGGGUGUCAUGGGCCAGGAAGUGGGAUUCUUCCCUGGCAAUUACGUGGAGCCCUUGUGAGCCCCCUGCAUUCCCACCAGGAAUCAUCUCCCCCUGGAUCAGCUCCUGCUGCACCUCGCCUCGGAAUCUGGCUUUGCUCAGUACCCAGAGCAUC
Molecule: messenger RNA, 1236 nt
Organism: Pezoporus flaviventris
Lineage: Eukaryota; Metazoa; Chordata; Aves; Psittaciformes; Psittacidae
Gene: ABI3
Product: ABI family member 3
Exons: 8
Coding region: 57-1142 (361 amino acids)
Biological process (GO): regulation of cell migration
Cellular component (GO): lamellipodium
Molecular function (GO): SH3 domain binding
Source: RefSeq, a predicted model, not a curated record